Cooperia oncophora is the source of this 5829-nucleotide messenger RNA. The record is from the annotation of a GenBank genome assembly. Lineage: Eukaryota; Metazoa; Nematoda; Chromadorea; Rhabditida; Trichostrongylidae.
AUGACGGCAUCAUCGUCAAAGCAGAACUCGCCCAAGAAGAUUUCGAGAACACAAAAGCGUUUGACUCAGAGCCUCCCUCUGCAAGCACUAGCUGGAGAACCACCUUGUUUCGUCCAGGAAGCUUCUUUCGAAGGACCCUGUACUGAACGAUAUAUUGAAGCUGAUACUGCGAAUCGUGCGCAAAUCGUGGCUCUUGUGAGGCCUGAAGACCUACAAGUUGAAGGAGCAACGUCGUCUAACGAAAUAGGCUUGAGCUGCAUUUUUGAGAGAUCCUAUGAGAACAACGGUGCGCACCAUAUCGAAGGGGAUUCCGCAAGUUCAUCCACAAGUUGGAAUGAGUGCAAUAUCAAUGCCGAAUUCUCGAAGAAGAGCAGGUCCUCAAAAGUAAGUCGGAGGAUGAAGGAAGAUAAUCUGUACAGAAAUGCUGUAACGUCCAGCAGAGCCAGACAUGCACAGUCAGCUGGUCUGAAAAGUAACAACGGCAGCUCCGAUAACUCCUCCAUGAACCCUGAAAAUAAUGCAGAGAAGCACAGCAUAAUAAGGACCGGCGAAAAAACAUCAUUUGCUGAGCGAAACUCGAACAUUCUGUUGAAAAAGACUGCUAAUUAUCAAGAUCUUCUAGCAAUGGAAGAGCAGUACCACACGGCCGCCAUCGAGGACGGGGAAAACUAUGCUGAGAAGAUUUUCGAGAAACAAACAAUUGAUCAAGUUGCUUUUAGCGAGCAGAAUUCAAGGGUUCGGUUGAGAAAAAGUGACGAAUACAGGCACGAUGACAUUGAGAAAUAUUUGAAUGCAAACCAGUCCGACCAAACCACAUUUAGCGAGCGCACGGCUAACGUACGCUUACAAACCUCUAGCGUAGAUCAAAACCAAGACAGCUGUGCCGAAGAAAUUCUGAGUCUGAAAACAGCUGAACAAACGUUUCUCAGCGAACGCACCGUUAGGUCCUCGAGAUCAAAGAGAGGUGAGCAUGUUGGCUCCGAGAAAAUUUUGAGUCAAGCGGCAGUCGAGCAAACGGCAUUAUCUGAAUGUUGGUCGAAAAUCAAAUUGACUGAAUCUGGUCAGCAUCAUCAAAGCAGCAGCUCUGAAUUAUUCAGUGGUGACAAGAUAGUGAACCAGGCCACUUUUAGUGAACGCUCCUCGAAUUUUCGGCUUCUGAAGUCCAGCGACUCUGAAAACGUCAUCGAAAAGACCUUGAACGACAUUCAAUGCAGCAGGGCCACCCUAAGCGAGUACAGUUCCAGUGUAAAUCGAACCAGCUGUAAUGAGAAUUGCAAUGGAAAUGCCGGAGUGACUCUGCACGAGAAAGUAAAUGGACAGAUUACUUUUAGCGAACAGUCCCCAAACAUCAGGCAAGAGUGCAACACACAGGACCAGUUCAAAGCCGAGGUGUUUCUCAACGACAAGAUAGAAGACAGUAUGAGCUUCACUGAAAGGACGGUGAAAGCCAAGAUUACAAAGAAGGGAGAACGUGGUGAUGACGGUGUAAAGAGGAGCAUUGGUGAAAAGCCAGAGGCCAGCACCAGCUUCAGUGAAAGAUCUGCAGAAGUCAAACUGAAGCGAGGCGAGCGUGAGGGCGACAGUGCCGAAAAGACCAUCGGAGAAAAGUCGGAAGACAGCACGAGCUUCAGUGAGAGAUCUACGAAAGCCAAACUCAGCAAGAAGAGAGAACGAUCUGAUGGCAGUGUCAACAGGACUCUUGGUGAAAAGACAGAAAACAGUACGAGCUUCAGUGAGGGAAAUGUGGGAGCUAUGCUCACAAAGGAAGGAGAACGUCAUGAUAAUGUCGUCGAAGGGACCAUUGGUGAAAAGGCGGAAGACAGCGCUAGCUUCAGUGAGAGCUCUACGAAAGCCAAGCUCACCAAACGAGGCGAGGGUGAAGACAACAGCGCCGAUGGGAACUUUGGCGAAAAGACAGAAGACAGUACGAGCUUCAGUGAAAGAUCAGCCAAAGCUAAGCUCACGAAGAAGGAACGUCGUGAUGACAGUGUGGAGAAGUCCAUUGGUGAAAAGGCAGAAGACAGUACGAGCUUCAGUGAAAGAUCAGCCAAAGCUAAGCUCACGAAGAAGGAACGUCGUGAUGACAGUGUGGAGAAGACCAUUGGUGAAAAGGCAGAAGACAGUACGAGCUUCAGUGAAAUGUCUACGAAAGCCAAACUUACGAAGAAGGGAGAACGUCGUGAUGACAGUGUGGAGAAGACCAUUGGUGAAAAGGCAGAAGACAGUACGAGCUUCAGUGAAAGAUCACGAAAGCUAAGCUCACGAAGAAGGAACGUCGUGAUGACAGUGUGGAGAAGACCAUUGGUGAAAAGGCAGAAGACAGUACGAGCUUCAGUGAAAUGUCUACGAAAGCCAAACUUACGAGCAAGGGAGAACCUCGUGAUGACAGUGUGGAGAAGUCCAUUGGUGAAAAGGCAGAAGACAGUACGAGCUUCAGUGAAAUGUCUACGAAAGCCAAACUUACGAGCAAGGGAGAACCUCGUGAUGACAGUGUGGAGAAGUCCAUUGGUGAAAAGGCAGAAGACAAACGACAGUGUUGCAAAAGCCCUUGAUGAAACGGCAGUUGACAGUGCGAGCUUCAGUGAGAGGUCGACGAAAGCUAAGCUCACGAAAGAGGGAAAUCCUCGUGAUGACAGUGUGGAGAAGUCCAUUGGCGAAAAGGCAGAAGGUAGUACGAGCUUUAGUGAGAGAUCAACCAAAGCUAAGCUCACGAAGAAGGAACGUCGUGAUGACAGUGUGGAGAAGUCCAUUGGCGAAAAGGCAGAAGGUAGUACGAGCUUUAGUGAGAGAUCAACCAAAGCUAAGCUCACGAAGAAGGAACGUCGUGAUGACAGUGUGAGAAGACUAUGUGAAAAGGCAGAAGACAGUACGAGCUUCAGUGAAAUGUCUACGAAAGCCAAACUUACGAGCAAGGGAGAACCUCGUGAUGACGGUGUGGCGAAGACCAUUGGUGAAAAGGCAGAAGACAGUACGAGCUUCAGUGAAAGAUCAGCCAAAGCUAAGCUCACGAAGAAGGAACGUCGUGAUGACAGUGUGGAGAAGACCAUUGGUGAAAAGGCAGAAGACAGUACGAGCUUCAGUGAGAGGUUGACGAAAGCUAAGCUCACGAAGAAGGAACGUCGUGAUGACAGUGUGGAGAAGACCAUUGGUGAAAAGGCAGAAGACAGUACGAGCUUCAGUGAAAGAUCAGCCAAAGCUAAGCUCACGAAGAAGGAACGUCGUGAUGACAGUGUGGAGAAGACCAUUGGUGAAAAGGCAGAAGACAGUACGAGCUUCAGUGAGAGGUUGACGAAAGCUAAGCUCACGAAGAAGGAACGUCGUGAUGACAGUGUGGAGAAGACCAUUGGUGAAAAGGCAGAAGACCAGUACGGCUCAGUGAAAGAUCAGCCAAAGCUAAGCUCACGAAGAAGGAACGUCGUGAUGACAGUGUGGAGAAGACCAUUGGUGAAAAGGCAGAAGACAGUACGAGCUUCAAGUGAAAUGUCUACGAAAGCCGAACUUACGAGCAAGGGGGAACCCUCCGUGAUGACGGUGAAAUGUCUACGAAAGCCAAACUUACGAGCAAGGGAGAACCUCGUGAUGACGGUGUGGCGAAGACCAUUGGUGAAAAGGCAGAAGACAGUACGAGCUUCAGUGAAAGAUCAGCCAAAGCUAAAGCUCACGAAGAAGGAACGUCGUGAUGACAGUGUGGAGAAGACCAUUGGUGAAAAGGCAGAAGACAGUACGAGCUUCAGUGAGAGGUUGACGAAAGCUAAGCUCACGAAGAAGGAACGUCGUGAUGACAGUGUGGAGAAGUCCAUUGGUGAAAAGGCAGAAGACAGUACGAGCUUCAGUGAAAGAUCAGCCAAAGCUAAGCUCACGAAGAAGGAACGUCGUGAUGACAGUGUGGAGAAGUCCAUUGGUGAAAAGGCAGAAGACACUCACGAGAGGAACGUCGUGGAUGACAGUGUGGAGAAGACCAUUGGUGAAAAGGCAGAAGACAGUACGAGCUUCAGUGAGAGGUUGACGAAAGCUAAGCUCACGAAGAAGGAACGUCGUGAUGACAGUGUGGAGAAGUCCAUUGGUGAAAAGGCAGAAGACAGUACGAGCUUCAGUGAAAGAUCAGCCAAAGCUAAGCUCACGAAGAAGGAACGUCGUGAUGACAGUGUGGAGAAGUCCAUUGGUGAAAAGGCAGAAGACAGUACGAGCUUCAGUGAAAUGUCUACGAAAGCCAAACUUACGAGCAAGGGAGAACCUCGUGAUGACAGUGUGGAGAAGUCCAUUGGUGAAAAGGCAGAAGACAGUACGAGCUUCAGUGAAAGAUCAGCCAAAGCUAAGCUCACGAAGAAGGAACGUCGUGAUGACAGUGUGGAGAAGACCAUUGGUGAAAAGGCAGAAGACAGUACGAGCUUCAGUGAAAGAUCAGCCAAAGCUAAGCUCACGAAGAAGGAACGUCGUGAUGACAGUGUGGAGAAGACCAUUGGUGAAAAGGCAGAAGACAGUACGAGCUUCAGUGAAAUGUCUACGAAAGCCAAACUUACGAGCAAGGGAGAACCUCGUGAUGACGGUGUGGCGAAGACCAUUGUGAAGGCAGAAGACAAGUACGAGCUUGCGAGAAUCAGCCAAAGCGAAGCUCACGAAGAAGGAAGAACCUCAUGUGAAAUGUCUACGAAAGCCAAACUUACGAGCAGGGGAAAACCUCGCGAUGACAGUGUGGAGAAGUCCAUUGGUGAAAAGGCAGAAGACAGUACGAGCUUCAGUGAAAGAUCAGCCAAAGCUAAGCUCACGAAGAAGGAACGUCGUGAUGACAGUGUGGAGAAGACCAUUGGUGAAAAGGCAGAAGACAGUACGAGCUUCAGUGAAAUGUCUACGAAAGCCAAACUUACGAGCAAGGGAGAACCUCGUGAUGACAGUGUGGAGAAGACCAUUGGUGAAAAGGCAGAAGACAGUACGAGCUUCAGUGAAAGAUCAGCCAAAGCUAAGCUCACGAAGAAGGAACGUCGUGAUGACAGUGUGGAGAAGUCCAUUGGUGAAAAGGCAGAAGACAGUACGAGCUUCAGUGAAAGAUCAGCCAAAGCUAAGCUCACGAAGAAGGGAGAACGUCCGUGUGAAAGUGCUGGAGAAGACCGUUGGGUGAAAAAGCAGAAAACAAACGACAGUGCUGCAAAAACCCUUGAUGAAACGGCGUCUGAUUCCACCUCAUUCAGCGUAAAAUCCGUCAAGAUUGAGCCCAUCAGUUUAGGUGAUAAUGGAGAAUACUGUACUGAAGAAAUCCUUCACGACAAGUCUUCUGGUAACAAAGCGGGCCCUACUGAGAGGGAAACAGAUGUAAACAUUUCCGAACAGUCUUUGGUUACUGUACCAGACAUCCGCAACGACCGUCGAGAUAGCAGUACUCAGCCUGGUAGCACUGGAGAACUCUCUGCAAAGGAUGGUCAUCUGAAGGCCAUAGAAGUAAGCAAAAACAUAUCGUUGUCGAAGUCCAGAGAAAGCACUUAUGCUGAGAAGAUUUUAGACAAAACUGUAAACGAACAGGUCUCUUCGGAUGAAAAGUCAUCAAAAAAUUCAGUGGUCAAAAGUGAAGAGCUUCCAGGCGUUCUACACGCGACGCCGCGCCAUAGUGUUCCCGAUCAGAAAUCGGCAAGAGAAGAGCAGUCUUCGACGGCUAGAGUACACAAACAAGAUGUUGCUCGAGAAGUUAGUGAGGAAAUUUUCGAUGAGAGAAAUUCAACUCGAAGCACGUCGAAUAAUGAGUAUUCAAGUGUUUCUCUGAAAAAGCCUUGUGAAGAGAAGUGUGCAUCGGACGUAACCACAUCAAGACCAACUGACAAUCAGACGUAUUCGGAGCUG